AUGUUGUCCUUCUUCGGCUGGGGCUCCAGCUCCAAAUUCGAACCCAAUGCCCCGAGCCCUCAAGAAACCACUGCCUCAAAUCAAAGCCAAUCCCCAUCAUCGCCAGCCUCCUCCACAUCCGCGCCGUCCCAACCAUCAACACAAUCAGCCCAACAAACAACACCCAAAGACUACACCGGCUUGAAGCUCUUCAUCGGCGGCAUCGCCUUCUCCACAUUCUCGGUGUUUAUCACCCGCAGGGCAAGCAUUCGGAAACGCAUCGCAUGCAUCCCACCCUUCUACACAAGCUCGCUCUUCCACCAACCGAACGCGAACGGAGCGAUGGAGGCGUUCGAGGCACUCAACCUUGCGACGAUCAAUGUGCUGUCAUUUGGAAUGUUAACUAUUGGCGCAAGCAUGUACGCAUUGGACGUUAAUGGGAUUGAAGAUAUGCGGAAGAUUAUGAGGGGUGGACUUGAGGGUGCCGCUCAGGGGAAGUCGGAUGAGGAGCUUGAGAACGACGUUCAAGAGUGGGUAGCUAGUGUGCUUGGAAAUCGAUUCGAGAAGCAGUUGGAGAAGGAGCGGGCGAAGAAGAGGGAUGCUCCGAACGAUAAGGAGACUUGA
Penicillium cinerascens is the source of this 603-nucleotide messenger RNA. RefSeq lists its product as uncharacterized. Gene Ontology annotation, cellular component: mitochondrion. The transcript has a single exon. The record is from RefSeq and is a predicted model, not a curated record. The coding region runs from base 1 to 603 and encodes 200 amino acids. Lineage: Eukaryota; Fungi; Ascomycota; Eurotiomycetes; Eurotiales; Aspergillaceae.